CUCACAACGAACCCGACAGAAAGCGUGACCGUAGAACCGAUCAUGACUCUCCCCCCGACUCAACUCGACCCCUCGACCGCAAGCUUCACCGGGAAGUGCGAUUACACUUCCUGCUACGAAGGCACCAUCGUGUGCUUCUACUUCGCCGGCUUCACGUCCUACGACGUGUCAAGGGGGCCUUUGCCGGGGGAGAUCGCGACGAUGCUUGGGCCGUGCGAUGAUGGCAUGGCUACGACUCAGUGAUGUGGUUGGGAAUGGGGAUAUGAGAUUAUGACCAAAUAUGAGCUUUAUGAUGGGUUAGAAGAUAGGUAUAUGU
Molecule: messenger RNA, 316 nt
Organism: Annulohypoxylon maeteangense
Lineage: Eukaryota; Fungi; Ascomycota; Sordariomycetes; Xylariales; Hypoxylaceae
Exons: 1
Coding region: 43-243 (66 amino acids)
Source: RefSeq, a predicted model, not a curated record